Microstroma glucosiphilum is the source of this 2336-nucleotide messenger RNA. RefSeq lists its product as hypothetical. NCBI's taxonomy places the organism in Eukaryota, Fungi, Basidiomycota, Exobasidiomycetes, Microstromatales, Microstromataceae. Bases 86 to 2068 code for a protein of 660 amino acids. The record is from RefSeq and is a predicted model, not a curated record. The transcript has a single exon.
GCUCACGCCGAGUGGAGAGAGUACGAGCAACGGCUUACUCUCAUUAUCUCACCCUACCUCACCCACGCUACCCACCACGACAGCUAUGAGAAGAAGUGCUGCCAUACUACAACCUCUGAUCAAGAUUACAGGGACAGCAGCAACGCCCUGCCGUCUUUCUGCUGGCAUUCGAACACGCCCACCUUCACAUGUGGCGUGCCGACCUCACAGCUCACCCUGCCGAGCAAUUGGAUCUCAUGAUGCCAGUGCUUCUCGAUACCCGGCCUUUGGCCUAACGCAUCGCCAGUACUCGACGCUUCCGAAUCAGGACCAAGUCAUCCAGUCGUUUGCAACCCCUUUUGGAGAGUUUGUGUCCAUCAUCUCUCGGAUUGCUCGCAUCAUCGUGUUCACUGGCAUGGGAAUCGCCGUCGUGGGCGUAAGUGCCUUCGAGGGCUCACACAUCUACGUAGAGAAGGUGGCUAUGAAGGGCGCAACUGAUACGAAGACACGACUCGGCACAUCCUCUGAUGAUCCAUGGGGCUGGUCGUCCGACUUCGAGGAGGAGGCAUGGGGGCCAUCGUCUGGCGGGACCGACCCGCGUCUUGGCUUCUUCGGCAGGCAUGCUUUGAGAAGCGCAUGGAUGGCAACGCAUUGGGGCUCGGGAGUAGCGCCUUCUCUCAUUCUGGCCUCGGAUGGCGCUUCUUCUGGAGGCUUCAACCAAUCUAGCGGUCCAGCCCCUGCUCUGAACGCCCUUGCAAACGAAAAGAAUGACGGGCUUGCUUCGGCAGAGCAAUAUCUAGCAGCCUGCCUGCAAACAGCCGAAGAAAAGGGGAUCAGGUUGCCGGACAUUGCUGCCCUCAGAGCGGGUCUCAAGAACGCUCAUCAGAGUGGUGCCGAUGCUCCUCUGGACCAGACGGCUGUCAUCCUCGAGACUCGACUAGCAGCCUGCAGGGAGAGGAUAGGAACAUACGAUACUCUGCCGCUAGCCAUUUCAGGCUACGAGCGCCUCUAUGACGCUCUUGCUGCCACCGAUUCGGCACACGAGGCUGUAGGUCAUUCGGGACACCCAUCGAUUGCCAAUAGCAGGCUGGUCCGACUCGCGACGAAGCUCGGUGACCUGAAUGCGGAGAUUGGCCGUCGGGAGGAGGCAGAGGCCUGGCUGCUCAAAGCAAUCACAUUGGCAGGUCAAGGCUCCCACACAUCAGCGGCCAAGGGCUCGAUCUUAGAAGAGGUGGCUGGAGUGGCUGGAGAGGAGCCGGCUUCAUCCUCGUCUCACAAAGGAUGGUUCUCUGGUUGGGGUCAUAGUGCCCCUCUCUCACCAUCGCAGGGAGCGCCAGACGCCGCGCCAGACGCUACGCUACCCACCUCUGUCGCCUCCAAGCCUGCUGUCACGCCCACCCCAAGUUUGACCAGGUCCCUCGUCUCCACUUUGCUCUCCAUCUCCGGGCUUUACGCCGCACCGCCCUCGCCUGGCCAGACAGACCCUCGGGAUGCAACUUGGAGGGCCAAUCUCGAACAAGCAUUGCGCAUACAGGCUUCCGCUCUGCGGUUGAUUCGGCUAGAGCUCAGCAGGGUGCAAAGUCAAACUGCUCAGCAAGGCCAGGUGACCGUAGACCCGACGAGCGAGGCCAGUCGCGAUUUGCACUCUCUGUGGCUCAAGAACAACGAGGCAAUGGUCAGUCUCCACCUUGCCGAAACAAUAUAUGCCCUAAAUCGCUCUGGAUCUCGCACUGCUGAUGCAAUGAAGUCUCUCCUGUCAAGGGCCAGCAAUGCGGUUAGCGGAGGCGGAGACAACAGCAAGGUCAAGCAUGGACAGAGCAUCGAUUGGCUCUUGGAGGCAGACUCUGCAGCCCAAGUAGUUCAAGCCUCACUCUUGACUCCCAGAGCAGUAAGCGGGAAAGCUGCUGCUGCGCGUAAUCGAUCCGGCAAGACGAGUGGGCAGGUUUCGGAGCUGUUGCCAGAAGACCUCAAGGAGCAGUGGAAGUCACACCCGCAGCUCAAGAUUCCAGCUGAACGGCUCCUCCGAAACUCCGGACGUGUAAGGUCAGAGGCAAAGGGCAUGGUAGACGUCUUGAUGAGGAAAGUCUAGUGCGGUGAUGCGGUGUCUUUGACCGCGAUGACAUGGGAGAAGGCGUCUGGCCUUGCGUCCGCUUGUGGAAAAUUGGCUGUCGUGUCUUCUACUCGAUCCAAGUCCCCGUAUGGCGAAAAUCAUUGCUUGAGACCGAUCGCGAGCGUGUGGAAAUUCAAAAUUGAUUUGUUUUUCAAGAUGCCGAACAUCGUCAGCAACAUUGCCGGAAGGCAAAGGGAGCUGUCCCGGCGGCAGGGGCCGAUCGUGUGCUCGCCUAAGGCCUUUUGGC